AUGCUUAAUGGUGCACCUAUAGGAAAUACAGAAAAUGUUCUCGAGACAGAGUCUCCAAAUAUUCAUUCGACAACCAGUCCACAGUCGGAUAUGUCUACUCCAUCUAAUAAAGUGUCAAGAAACGACCUGACUAAGGAUACCAGGUUUCCUUAGGACAUAGUUGAAGAAGCAAAACACAAUCCUAAGAAACCCGCCUCUGCUUAUGUUACUGUCUGUCUAUUGUGUUUAUGUGUUGCAUUUGGAGGGUUUGUUUUUGGUUGGGAUAUUGGUACGAUCUCGGGAUUUGUCAAUAUGUCUGACUUUGAAAGAAGAUUUGGCUCCUACAACAAAAAAAGAGGUACCUAAUAUUUCAGUAAUGUCAGAAUGGGAUUGAUGGUAGCAAUUUUUAACAUGGGCUGUGCAAUUGGGGGGAUUAUAUUGUCAAAAGUGGGUGAUAUUUAUGGGCGUCGUAUCGGCCUAAUAGUGGUGGUAUUGGUUUAUGUUAUUGGAAUUAUAAUUCAAAUUGCAUCAAUUAACAAAUGGUAUCAAUACUUCAUUGGUAGAAUUAUCUCCGGUUUGGGAGUUAGAGGUAUUGCAGUUCUAUCGCCAAUGUUAAUCUCAGAAACUGCUCCAAAACAUCUGAGAGGUACACUGGUGUCAUGUUAUCAAUUGAUGAUUACUGCUGGUAUUUUUUUAGGAUACUGUACAAAUUAUGGUACAAAAACUUAUAGCAACUCUGUCCAAUGGAGAGUUCCUCUAGGUUUAUGUUUCGCAUGGGCAAUUUUUAUGAUAAGUGGAAUGAUUUGUGUCCCAGAAUCUCCACAGUUUUUGGUCGAAGUUGGAAAGUUUGAAGAUGCGAAGCGUUCCGUUGCUAGAUCAAAUAAGGUUGCAGUAGAUGAUUUGGUCGUCAUUGCUGAAGUCGACUUGAUUGCUGCGGGUGUAGAAGCUGAACGAUUAAGCGGCAGCACAUCUUGGGGUGAACUGUUUUCAACCAAGACUAGGGUCCUACAGCGACUAAUUAUGGGGGUCAUGCUGCAGUGUUUCCAGCAAUUAACUGGUAAUAAUUACUUCUUUUAUUACGGCACCACUAUUUUCAAGUCUGUGGGUUUAACGGAUUCGUUCCAGACAUCCAUUGUUAUUGGUGUGGUAAAUUUUGCUUCGACUUUUGUUGCCAUUUACACAGUCGAAAGGUUUGGUCGUCGUAGAUGUUUGUUAUGGGGUGCAGCUACCAUGAUGGCAUGCAUGGUGAUAUACGCUUCAGUAGGUGUAACGAGAUUAUGGCCAGACAAAAGUGACCAUUCCAUAUCCUCUAAAGGAGCAGGUAAUUGUAUGAUUGUUUUCACAUGUUUCUAUAUCUUCGUUACGCAACUACAUGGGCUCCUAUCGCAUGAGUGGUUACUGCUGAAUCAUUUCCUUUAAGAGUGAAAUCAAAAUGUAUGGCAAUAGCCUCAGCUUCUAAUUGGAUCUGGGGGUUUUUAACCGCAUUUUUUACUCCAUUUAUUACAUCAGCUAUAAACUUCUACUAUGGUUAUGUUUUCAUGGGGUGUUUAGUGGCCAUGUAUUUCUAUGUCCUCUUCUUUGUUCCAGAGACUAAGGGUUUAGCAUUGGAAGAAAUCCAGGAACUGUGGGAAGAAGGAGUGCUACCCUGGAAGUCUGCUUCAUGGGUACCACCUUCUAGAAGAGACGCUGAUUACAACGCAGAAGCGUUUGCCCAUGAUGAGAAGCCAUGGUACAAAAGAUUCACGUGA
Molecule: messenger RNA, 1727 nt
Organism: Lachancea fermentati
Lineage: Eukaryota; Fungi; Ascomycota; Saccharomycetes; Saccharomycetales; Saccharomycetaceae
Source: the annotation of a GenBank genome assembly